UUUAAUUCGAUUAAUAAUGAAAAAGAGGGAGAACAAAAGACUGAUAAAAGGCAUAUCAGCAGGCCAGAGGUGAUCUCCAUUCAAGUUCCCGUCCAAGAAAGGACAAAAUUAUAAGAUUAAGAACUUAACACACCUGAUACAAGAGAGGCAGAGACAACUAGGAAAACCAUUCUCUUCGAUGAUACAGGAAUCCGAUGAAGACUAUGCAAUAGCCGAUAUAAAGAUUGCAAAGAAAAAGGUGCCAAAGAGCAGGAAAAUAAAGAACAAAAGUGUGCAUGAGCUUUUAGGCUCAGUAGAGUCCAAUAGCGAACUUGAAGAAGGUCUUGGAGCAAGGCCUAAUUUUGAUACUAAUUAUGCCAAGAAGAACACUGGUCGUGGGCGCGGCAAAUUUAAAUCAAAAUGCCGAAAGAAAACCGCUCCUAAGCGUAAACCCCCAGCAUCUAGAAAGAGGAAGGCCCCUCCUAAGAAGAAAGGAGGGGGCAGGAAGAAGAAGAGAACAAUCAAGGACUUUAGAGAUCUCGAAGCAGAAUCUGAAGGAGGCUCGAAUGAUGAGCUUGAAGAUUCAGCAGAUGACCGUUACGAAAGCGACUUCAUUUGUGAUGACGAGACUGCUGGCAUCCUUGAAGAAGGUACCUACGAAGAGAGUGAGCAAGAAUAUUUCUCAAAAAGCGAAGGCUCUGAUAACUGAUCUGAUUGGAGCCAGGACUCACAAGAACGAUUUGAAAAUAUGGAAAUAGCCAAGAAUGAUGGAAAAGAAGGUCGAAACAUGUACCGACAUUGAAAAGAUGAAGAUAACUAUUAUCUUGAAAGAAGGUUUAGAAUCCAUAGAGACAUCUUUGAAAGUUUGUAAGUCCUUUAAAUAUUACCCUUUAGAUAUGCACAUCAAAAGACUGGAAUUGCAUGGCUCUAUAGACUCUUUCUAAAUGAAAAAGGAGGUGUACUAGCUGAUGAUAUGGGUCUUGGAAAAACAUGUCAGACUGCAGUUUACCUCAAAGGUUUAUUUGAUUCGAACCAGAUCAAGAAAGUGAUCAUAGUUGUUCCAUCAACUCUCAAAAUUUACUGGAAGGAAGAGAUCAAGAAGUGGAGCAAGGGUCUCAAUGUAAUGAUUCUUGAUAGCCAGAAGAAGGUUGAAAGAGAGAAAUCAAUAACAAGACUUAAAAAGAAAGGAGGUAUUUUAAUAACCA
Molecule: messenger RNA, 1184 nt
Organism: Moneuplotes crassus
Lineage: Eukaryota; Ciliophora; Spirotrichea; Euplotida; Euplotidae
Source: the annotation of a GenBank genome assembly